AUGCCGUUUGCCCCAAUCUGUGAUAGCUGGACUGGAGCUCUUGUGCCACUGUUUGCCCUCAGGUACUUGGACCACGUGUAUGUGAUGGCCUACGACUACUAUGGCUCUUGGUCGCUCACACUGGGACAUCAGAGUCCUCUGUACGUGAGAGACGAAGACCGACACGACCCCACGGAAUCUCUGCUUUCUCAGAAUGCUUCCAUGACCUGGUGGCACGAGCUGGGUGUACCCAAGAAUAAACUGGUGAUGGGAGCUGCCACCUACGGGCGGACCUUCCGGAUGUCGGCUGCUGACCAGUGGCAUGUUGGAGACCAGUCUCUUGGAGGUGGCGAUGUGGGACCAUACAGUGCUACACCGGGAUUCCUGGCGUACUAUGAGAUUUGUGACAUGAUCAUGAGCGGCACCUUGAACAGAGUGUGGAUGGACGAUUCCAGAGUACCUUUUGCCUACGGUCAACGCAACUCGCACUGGGAAUGGCUUGCCUACGACGAUGUACAGAGCAUGACUGAGAAGGCUGCGUACAUCGUAGCUGAAGGUUUGGCCGGUGCCAUGUUCUGGACUGUGGACUUUGACGACUUUGCAGACCAAGUGUGUGGGGAAGGUCCCUACCCUCUGAUCCAAGCUAUGAAGGCGGGCCUGUGGAGUCCUGGAAGUCAGCCGCUGACCUUGAGCCCAGCUAACGCGAGCUUGCCAUCUCCUCAAUCACCCACAUGGUCGCCAUCUUCUACGUCCAGUAGCACGGACAUCAUGAGUGGCGGGCACAGCUCAACGGCCACCCCGGGUGUCCAUCAUAAUGAAAGCCAUCACGUGAUCGCCUGCUACUUUACCAACUGGGCCCAAUACAGACCUGGUUUAGGCCUCUACUCAGUGGCUAACAUUGACCCCUACCUUUGUACGGACAUUGUGUACGCUUUUGCCUACAUCGACACAGCCAGUCUGACCCUGACAACCGUAGAGUGGAAUGAUGCAGAUCUGUACGCACAAGUAAUGGCUCUGAAGUCUGUGAACCCCGAGCUGAAAGUGCACCUUGCAGUGGGAGGUUAUUCCAUGGGAACCUGGCCAUUUGAAAGCAUCACAGCCUCAAUGAGCAGCAUGGAGACGUUUGCUGGGAACGCCGCCUCUUUUCUACGUACUCAUGGCUUUGACGGCCUGGAUUUGGAUUGGGAGUUUCCAGGCGCUUCCUUCAGAAGCCAGUUUUCCCAGCUGUGUGAAGCUCUGUUCCAGCACUUUAGUGUAGAAGCUCAGGCAUCUGGCAAGCCCCGCCUGCUCUUGACCGCUGCUGUGUCCGGUUACAAGACAGAGAUAGAGGCAUCAUAUGAGCCACAGAUCAUUCAACACUGGACUGGAGCUCUUGUGCCACUGUUUGCCCUCAGGUACUUGGACCACGUGUAUGUGAUGGCCUACGACUACUAUGGCUCUUGGUCGCUCACACUGGGACAUCAGAGUCCUCUGUACGUGAGAGACGAAGACCGACACGACCCCACGGAAUCUCUGCUUUCUCAGAAUGCUUCCAUGACCUGGUGGCACGAGCUUGGUGUACCCAAGAAUAAACUGGUGAUGGGAGCUGCCACCUACGGGCGGACCUUCCGGAUGUCGGCUGCUGACCAGUGGCAUGUUGGAAACCAGUCUCUUGGAGGUGGCGAUGUGGGACCAUACAGUGCUACACCGGGAUUCCUGGCGUACUAUGAGAUUUGUGACAUGAUCAUGAGCGGCACCUUGAACAGAGUGUGGAUGGACGAUUCCAGAGUACCUUUUGCCUACGGUCAACGCAACUCGCACUGGGAAUGGCUUGCCUACGACGAUGUACAGAGCAUGACUGAGAAGGUAAGCUCCGCCUGACUCAGAACUAUACGUGCAGUAGGUUACGUACGUACCGACUUUCACACACAAACACAGUC
Messenger RNA from Aplysia californica (California sea hare), 1898 nucleotides. RefSeq names its product chitotriosidase-1-like. Gene Ontology annotation, molecular function: chitin binding; chitinase activity. Gene Ontology annotation, cellular component: extracellular region. The transcript is spliced from 9 exons. NCBI's taxonomy places the organism in Eukaryota, Metazoa, Mollusca, Gastropoda, Aplysiida, Aplysiidae. Gene Ontology annotation, biological process: carbohydrate metabolic process; chitin catabolic process. Bases 1 to 1839 code for a protein of 612 amino acids. The record is from RefSeq and is a predicted model, not a curated record.